Molecule: messenger RNA, 7862 nt
Organism: Athene cunicularia (burrowing owl)
Lineage: Eukaryota; Metazoa; Chordata; Aves; Strigiformes; Strigidae
Gene: PANX2
Product: pannexin 2
Exons: 4
Coding region: 4597-6444 (615 amino acids)
Biological process (GO): positive regulation of interleukin-1 production; monoatomic cation transport
Molecular function (GO): channel activity
Source: RefSeq, a predicted model, not a curated record
GUGAAGGGCUGUGGGAAUCACCCAUAUGUCAACCUUAAUUUGGGGCUUGGGGUUGAAACCCCAGCAUUUUGAUGAUCUAGAAGAAAUCUCAGCUUGUAUUGUUUCUUAGAGCUGCACAACUCUUCAAGAAGAAUCUGCAUCAUCACUGAGUUCUUUGGGUUCUGUCAGUAUUAAAAAUUACUCCAGUGGGCAUCUUCAGUUGGUAUACAUGUUUAAUUACAAAAGCUGAAUAAUUUUGCAGUAGACUGGCAUGAUGCUUGUAGAGGUUCCCUUUGUUUCACAGGAUACAGAAUUUAUUAUAAGAAAAACACUCAAAUGAGUACAGCUAUUUACAUCAUCAGGGAUUUUGUCCCAGGCAUGUACUGUAUUCUUGCAUUUGAACUGGGAGAUACAGCAGUUCGUUAUGAUAGUAAGGUUUGGGGAUCUGUUUGUUUUUCUUUACUGGCACCAUGCCUGUCAUCCAGAUUCUAAAUUACCAGAGCAGUGAUGCAGCCAGAUGCUGAGAUGCAUGGUGUAUUUUUUGCAGUUUAGAGCUCAGUGACUAUUUUUGAGCAUUUUAGUUAUAUGCUGAAGUAAUUAUUUCAGUAUGUUGAGGUACCUUAAUCUUCUGUGGGUCUGUGACCUGUUCAGGAGAGCAGGAGACCUCUACACUAAAACUGGCAGAGCACCUGGAAGCCUUGAGAGACUGAUUCUCCUGGCUCUGUUGUGAUAGAUCAAAACAGUUUUGAUACGUCACAAAAGCCAAUUUCUCUACACGUGGAGGUAGCAGUUUUCCAAAAAGCAGUAAAACAUCCAUCUCUGCCUCCUAAAUACUAUGUUAAUAAAAUAACAUUCUUACUUAAUGAGCUAACUGUUGGCGGUUUUCUUCUUUUUCAAUAUGAAGUUUUCUGGGUGCUGUGUUAUGCCAAGAGGUACUUAAUGCAAGCCAUCUUUUUCAUCUGUAGUUGUUAAAUAAUAAUAAUGCAAUAGAACAAACCUGCUGUUUACUGUUGCUUCCUGUGUUUGUAUUUUGUGCUUGACUCUUGACUUAAGAAGCCACCCUUGUCUAUGUAUCAUUGGUUUCACUGGAUUUCCAUAAUUCAUUUCACUUUGGCAUUUACAUGUUCUUGCAGUUUAUUUUGGAUGUUACUCUAGUCCACAUUAUUGUAGUGUCUGGAUACUUGUGUAGUUGCUUUGGGGUUCCAUCUCUAGAGGGGAAUUUUUGAAUUGCCAAAAAAUUUUUUUUUUGUCUUUGGAAAACAUUAAAACACUUAUUUUCACACAUUACUUCUUCUCUUGUGCAGAAGAUCUGUAUGUCACCAAAAUUCCACUCACCUCCUCAUGUAAGCGCUAAAUUUAGCAGUAAAUAUUCAGAUCUCUUUUGUAGGACUAUCUGCAUGGCUGAAUUUCAUUAAUUAUAUUUUGAUGAAUACUGUUUAAAUUCAGAUCUAACCUUCCCUCAAAUCUUAACAUAACACAAAGCAACAUUACAAUACAGUACCUCUAUGUACAAAUAUAAGCAUUGUAAUUUCCUUCCAGGUGUUUUCUGUGUUUUCACAGAGCUCUCUUGAUCACAGGAAGAAAUGCUCCUAGUGAUGUUCGACAGUGCAGUCACUAUAAAUAAGCUCUCUUUCCAGUGACGUUAGCACCAUGGCCAUCACAUGGUGGAUGGUAGCUCACUAUUGAGGAAACAUUCCUCUAUAGGAGCAGCCUAAGGGAUUUCAACUUAGGUGUUUCUGCACCUUCUGCAUAACAGUUGCCAUUUCUGGAAUAACCUUCUCCAACAGACUUCAACAUAUCAACCAAGUAGGAGUAGGUAUCUUUAUCUCCUGAAUAACCUGGGCAGGCGUUACAAGUCUUUAAGCCUCAGAUUGCUGGUAAGUGAACUUCAGCAUACCAGCUAAUUUUAGAAGACCAUGUUUAUUACAUAUGGGAAAUAUAGUUCUAUAAAUUUAUAUAUAUGCUAGGAAAGUGCAUUACUAAUUUAUUGAUUUUGCAGAUCCAAAAUAUAUGCAGUUCAAGCAGCAGUCCUGCAAGGAAAAAAAGACCCAAAUUGUAAAUAUAGGGACACCUGCUGCUGCCUUUACAUUGCAGUUACCCCUGUGGGUAACCCAAUACCUAUCAGUCUUUGAAACUGCUUAUCUACAUUUCACCCAUUAUGACUAAUCCUUCUAGAGUAUAAGCCAGUAAAACUUACUAGCAGCAGUGGUUUCCGGUCUCAUUUCUUCAGGGACUUUCUUUUCAAGGUCUUUUUCUUAAACAGGACAAGUGGUUUCAGACAGUGAGCAAAAAAGGCUAUACCUUACCUUGUUGAUCAUGGAGAAAUUUGUACCUUAGGAAGACUUCAUGGGCAUGGAACCUAUAUUCAGAUUUGGAAAGAAUAUUCCCUAAGAAAGAGAGAAGAGGAUCAGGGCAUUCCUUCUUUUCCAUUUAAAAAUUGCUGAAAAACUACUAAAUAAAUUAUUUCUGUUUCUCAAAAUAAACAAUUUACUUCCAGCUUUCUUGUGCAAUCCUUUCAGUACCCAAGAUGAAUGAGGCAUAUAUGUCUGAUCGCUUACACAUACGUGACAAAAUAUAGGGAGAACAGUACCCUUGUCAAAUACUGGCAUUUAUUGCGGAAUUCAGGGAGUUUCUCAUUUAUCUUGGGUGUUAGAAACUUGUGUUCUGGCAUGUGAUGAACAGGGAGGUUCAGAGAUUCUACUUAAACACUGAAUCUCUCCUUAGAGUCAGGUGGUGAGGACUGUACAAGGAGUGCUUCAGAGAACUUGACUGGAGUGCCAGCUUUUCUUCAUAGGCAGGUUGGGCACCAGCAUGAGGAUGGUUUAGCAGCCCUCUUAAAGAGGGCAGAAAGCCAAUUGCUAGGAAGCACUAGGCCUUCAGUGGAGUCUGUAGUAUAUUUAACCUGAUACUUAAUUCGGGUCUCCAAUAUGAGGGUUUAGGCAUUUGUCCAGGAGGUGGGAGAUCCAGCCUGUUCAGCAGCGCCUAAGCACCGCUUCUGCUGCCUAUACCCAUGUAGAACCAUGGUGCUCCAGCUGAAAUUUUUGCACAAGAGGCAUACUUACCUUUGUGUUGCUGUAGCAAGCAUAAGGAUUUAAAUAUUUUUUUCAAUUUUUAAUUAUCUUUUCUAAAAAUUGGGUUCCUUUUUUCCUUUUUUUUUUUUUCUGUCUGCUGUUAGAAAAUUGUGUUAUUUCUUCUGCAUUACUGAAUUAUUGCACUAGAAUGCUGAAAUCAUGCAACGCGGAAGAUUAAUGAGGGGUCCUUUCUUUUUUCGGAGUAAAUUCUAAAAGCUGGAGGUCACAGGAGACAUACACAUUUUAUUAUUAUGGUUUAUAUUUUGCUUUGGGUGAAUAUACUUUAUUUCACUGGGAAUACGAUAACAGUACUACCAGUCUCUUCCAGUGAGCUGUUCUCAAUCUGAAUUUUAGACUGUGUUCUGAACUGCAGCAAACUUGGCGUUCUUGAGCGAUUCUCAAUUCAAGAGAACAUGCCUUCUUCCAUUUUAGGAAGUUUUUUAAAGGUAUACCAGAACACUGUAAAAUAUAUUCCCUUUGUUCUACCUGCCAAAACAUGAAAAUAUGAUCUUCUUUGAAAACGGUGUUUUGAUAAUGGUCACUGUUCUUUGGGCAAUUAAUACUGUUCCAACUUCGACAAGUUUUUCUGUCUUUCUUGUAUUGCUAGAAAAGCAAUUGUAUAAGAACAUAACUUAUCUACUGGGUCAAGACAAAAAUCCUUUUAGCCCCACAUCCUGUCUCUGAUGAUGGCAAAAACCAAAUGCUUAGGAAGGAGUGUUAAAAUAGACAAGCAUAUGGUGUUAAUUCUUUUGAUAAACCCUUCCACCUUCCAGCAGCCUGUGGCUUAAACAUGUCCUGAGAGAAAAACUGCAUCACUAUCUGUGUAUUUAAUAAUCCUAUAGUUUUUCUUACAUUAUUUUGUCUGAUUGCUUUCUUAAUCCACAGUGUUUGUUUCUUCCAUAAUACUGUAUGACAGCAAAUUCCACCAUUUAAUUGUACAUUGUGUAAAAAAACAAUGUUACAGUUUCAAAUGUAGAAUUAAAUUUUCAUAGUGAUAAAUACAGUUAACACCACGUUCUGUCCUGGUCAGUAACACUUCAACUCAAGAGUGUUAGCUGGGAGGGACACAGUUGACUAAAUGUUUGUAUGUCUUUAAGAUUUUUUCUACCAUAUCCAAUGGGUAGACUUAGUUAAUAGGGACUAAAAACCUGCCUUCAGCUACAUCUAACUUUUUUCUAUUUUGAAGAAUAUUUAGCUGGGAUGAAAGUUUAACUUCACUUAAAUGAGCCUUUCAGCAUUUCCACAUAACAUCCUCAGCUGCUGUAUAGUGGAUAUCAGGACUUUUAGCUUUACAGAGUAUAGGUCAUAGUUCAUUAGAAUAUUGUUUUCAGAGAGGUAAUUAAACCAAAAUACAUAUUUCUUGCUGACAUUUCUAGCUCAGGUUCAUUCUAAAACCUCCAGGUAAAUUGUUUUGCCUGGGGCUUGUGAAGAUGUGUGCAGGCUGAGCUAACAGACAUGGAGGGCUUAACGGUCAUGCAAAGAUACAGUAAACCAAAAUUGAUAUAAUUUGAAAUGUUUAUUUUCCAGAGCUCCUUUUGUAGGUUAAAUGCACAGCAGUGACUUUUCUCUCUGUUAUACAGAGGAGCCAAUAUACUGUUAUACACCACACAACUUCACCCGCGAUCAAGCCUUGUAUGCCAGAGGAUACUGUUGGACAGAAUUAAAAGAUGCCUUGCCAGGAGUUGAUGCCAGCCACUGGCCCUCCUUGUUUGAGCAUAAGUUCCUACCUUAUGCACUGCUGGCUUUUGCUGGGAUAAUGUACAUUCCAGCUCUGGGCUGGGAAUUUCUGGCCUCCACCCGACUGACUUCAGAGCUUAAUUUUUUGCUUCAGGAGAUUGAUAACUGCUACCACCGUGCAGCUGAAGGGCGGGCACCAAAAAUAGAGAAACAGAUUCAGUCCAAAGGCCCAGGGAUCACCGAGAGAGAGAAGAGAGAAAUCAUUGAGAACGCAGAGAAGGAAAAAAGCCCUGAACAGAACUUGUUUGAGAAAUACCUGGAAAGGAGAGGACGAAGUAACUUUUUAGCUAAGCUUUACCUAGCGAGACAUUUGUUCAUCAUCUUUUUAAGUAUUAUACCAAUUACAUACUUAUCCACCUACUAUGCUACACAGAAGCAAAAUGAAUUUACGUGUGCACUAGGAGAGCCUCCAGACAAAACAAGCAGUUCAAAAUUGCACAUCAGAGUGAACUGUAAACUGCCAUCUGUCCAGCUCCAGCGGAUUAUUGCUGGUGUAGAUAUCGUUCUCCUCUGCUUCAUGAACUUGAUAAUUCUCAUCAACUUAAUUCACCUCUUCAUAUUUCGCAAGUCUAACUUCAUAUUUGAUAAACUGAACAAAGUUGGAAUAAAGACCAAGAAACAGUGGCAGAAGUCCCAGUUUUGUGAUAUCAAUAUUUUGGCCAUGUUUUGUAAUGAAAAUCGGGACCACAUAAAAUCAUUGAACCGUCUGGAUUUUAUUACAAAUGAAAGCGAUCUGAUGUAUGACAAUGUGGUGCGACAGCUGCUUGCAGCAUUGGCCCAGUCCAAUCAUGAUGCCACUCCAACCAUGCGUGAUUCAGGGAUCCAAACGAUAGACCCAAGCGUAGAUCCAGCAGAUAUUGAUGCUAAUGAGCAGCUCAUCAUUAAGAGACCAAGGAAGAAGAUGAAAUGGAUCCCAACUACCAAUCCCCUUCCUCAACCGUUCAAGGAACAGUUAGCCAUUAUGAAGGUUGAAAACCAUAAACCUGAAAAGCCGAAGCCUGUGCGGAGAAAAACAGCGACAGACAGCCUUAUAGCUCCUUUGUUAGAGUCUGCUGCAAAAACCUCACAGCAAUCAUCAGCUCAUAAAACUGAGCCAAAUGCCAUCCCAAGCACAAGCAGUGAAAAAAAACACACACGACACUUUUCCUUGGAUGUUCAUCCGUAUAUACUUAGUAGCAAAAAACCCAAGCCAGAGAUUCAAGCCAUCCCCUCGAUGCCUACAUCAAAAAGCCAAGAGGGUGGAUUUUUAAACCAGGAAGAGAAUGUUGUAGUACACGUUACCUCCUCUCUCAAAGACACCCCUCAUCCUGCAAAAGAGAUCCUCUACUCAUCUGAGACAUGCAGAACUGUGCCUGCUGCUGGGGCUUUUGUCACAUGUAACCACAACCAUAUAGCCACAACUGCUGCUGCAACGAGUAUGACUUUGAACCAAGUCAAGCCAGAGCCAACACCUGCACUGAACUGCAACCCAGCCCACCCUUUGCUGCACAUCAACACACUCUACGAGGAUCAUGAGGAGGAAGUUUCAAACAUAAUAGACAAUGGUAUUCACUCACCAACUGACACCGGGGAAAUUCUCUCCAUCCCCACCCCAAAGCAGAUAAGGUUGGCAACAUUCGAUGAACCAAUGGCAAUCGUGAGCUCGGUGGAGUACUGAAGACCCCCGGGCUGCACAGCUGCGCCCUCGUGGCCAGGCCCAAGAGCACUGCAGUGUGGACCAUGGUUCCCGCAACAAUGCAGUUCACUGCAUGAGCAUGGAGAGUUUUCACACAGCCUAUAGCUUUUGGUAAUAACACCAGACGUUUUUUCAGGUUCACAUCAUGAGCACUGUCAGUCAUUUGCAAAACAGAAUAAAGAAAAUCUGGUGGAAACAGACCUUUAACACCAAGACAACCAUUAGCUCUAGCUCUAAACUAUAGCUUCCUGAUUUAAAUGGGAAUUAGCACAAUUUCUGAACAUUAAGAGUCUGAUGGCAUGCCACAGCAAUUUUAGUGAGUGUUUAAAUCCUUUGCAUUAAGAAUCGGUGAUUAAAGUUAAAACAACAUGGAGAUGAGGUAUACUUUUUUAAUGACAGCAGACUUACAGCAGUUAAGUUUUUUCUAGGCAGAGAGGAUUUGUUUUCAAUUCAGGAUUAUGAAAAAGUUAUAUGCAAGCAAAAUUUUUGUUUGUUUGUUUCUUUAGCUCACUAAUGUUGGGCUUGAUGGAGACUUAGCUGAAAGGGCCUUACUACCACCAGCAUUUAAGUGCAAAAAUAUUGAUACACUCAAUCUUUUGCAUUUAUAAAUGAAAAUACCUGAGGUAUGCCCCGCCCUUGAACAAGCUUAUAUGUUUGAUGGAAGAUGAUGAAGAGUUUAUUUUUUUAAAUAUAUUUUACCAUGGGAAGAAUUACUUUAAUAACUUUUCAAACCAGGUGUUGCUUUUAACAAAAUGUGUAGAAAAGAGUCAUUGUAGCUGCUUAUUUUUUCAUAGUGUCUUUAUGAACCAGGUUAGAAACUUUCAUGGGUGCUUCACUGAUACAAAAAAUCUUAGGAAGGUCGUUAAAAAAUAUCUUACAAAAUAUGAAACCAGCAAAACUGUUUUCAAAUAACACACAGUUGAAGAAGUCUGAAUUUAUGUCUGCAGACUUGGCUAGUCCUUGAUUCAGCAAACACUUAAGGCCAUGGAUGGCACUGAAACUAUUCAUAUGUCUAAAGCUAAGCACACACUGAAAUGGCUUUGCUGGAACUGGGCUCUAGUGCAGGCAGACAAUAAUCCUGCAGUAUGUGCUAGCACUCUGAUUCAAUAUUUGCCUUCCUUGGCUCAAAGCACAUCUUCAUGCCCAUCUUCCUAUAACUACGGUAUGUGUGAUUUAAUAGAAAACUCUAGUAUAACUAAAACAUCUAUUAAAAGUGUAUCAUGCAAUAACCAUUCUCAGCAAAAAUAGUGAAACAAAAAGUGACUGUGUUAAAAUAAUAUUCCUAGCUGCAUUAAGAAUUAUGGACUGUGUGUGUUUGCUUCAAAAUUAUAUAUAAUGGUAGAAAAAAAUAUGCAGCACAAAUAUGGGACUGAAAUCUUGAAUUUAUUUUUAAUUUAUUA